This is a messenger RNA of Puccinia graminis f. sp. tritici CRL 75-36-700-3, 675 nucleotides long. RefSeq lists its product as uncharacterized. Lineage: Eukaryota; Fungi; Basidiomycota; Pucciniomycetes; Pucciniales; Pucciniaceae. The transcript has 5 exons. The record is from RefSeq and is a predicted model, not a curated record. The coding region runs from base 1 to 675 and encodes 224 amino acids.
AUGGUUGUUGAACAGUUGAAUGAUAUGGCCACCAAGGGCUUUGUAGCAUAUGAUAGUACCAUAGACCAAGAGGUUCAUGUUAUGACUAGUGCUCUUUGUUUCUUAGCAGAUUCCCCCAUGCACGCCGAAAUCACCAACACCCAUGUUCCUGGAAAUGCUCUCAAUUCUUGCCGAUAUUGUGUCUUAAGCUCUGAUGAUUUGAAAUCCCGCCAAAAACUCGCGUAUCUUGCCAAAUUUGCUCAAAAGAACUCACCCGGAUCAGAUUGUCCAAAUCCCCUUCGUACUAUGGAAGAAACCAAAGAGAACUCGAAAAAACUGUGGACAGAAACCAAGGAAACAUUGAACUUGGAUAAACUAAAUGCUAAAUCUGCCAAACUAGCUGUUCGAGAUCAAAUCAAUCUGAGAUUUUCCAAACAAGUGUUCAACUUUCAAUCAGAAAAAAUUGCAUUACUGGCGGCGGGAGAAGAAUUACCAACUCGGUUUGAGCAGGACAUUCCUCAAAAAUUGGUGGAUAUGGAAGAGAAGGAACCCAAAAGGAUGUUUAAUGCAUACUUGGAGUUGAAAGGGUUUGAUUCUGUCAAGGAUACUCCAGUUGAAGUCUUACAUGUGUUUUUACUUGGACCAACCUGCCAGCAUGGUCCAAUAUUAUUCAAGUUUAGUUGGCAAAGAUUUUAG